AGUUUCACUUAUUAUUGUGUUUUUGAUCUCUUUCGAUCGACGUACCAGAAAAUUAACCUGUGCAGUCAUGAGACAUAUACUUAUUAUCACGGUAGUUAUUUGUGCGGUAUCUAAUUUUGCAUUCGCUGACUUCAGAAGUGAUGCACUGAAUUUGCAUAAUAAGUACCGUGCUGAACAUCAUGCGCCGCCGUUGAAACUCAAAGAUGAGUUGAACAAAUACGCUCAAAAACACGCACAAAAAAUGUCAUCCGGUAAAAAUAAGUUUAAGCACAGCUACGGAAAAUACGGUGAAAAUAUUUACAUGGACCCCAACACCAAAAUUACCGAUAGUCAAGCCGCAAUCGAUGCAACCAAUAAAUGGUACGAUGAGAAAUCCCAGUACAGUUACAGAUCCGCUAGGUUUGGACUCAAAACAGGACAUUUUACUCAAGUUAUCUGGACUGAUACAAAGUAUUUGGGCGUUGGUGUAGCACGAUCUGAAUAUGGUGUGUUCGUGUGUGCAAAUUACGAUCCCCGAGGAAACGUCGCUAGUCAAUUCCUUAAAAAUGUAUUGGCACCAUAAGAAACUCAACCGACUUC
Messenger RNA from Bradysia coprophila, 579 nucleotides. RefSeq names its product Golgi-associated plant pathogenesis-related protein 1-like. The record is from RefSeq and is a predicted model, not a curated record. Gene Ontology annotation, cellular component: extracellular region. Lineage: Eukaryota; Metazoa; Arthropoda; Insecta; Diptera; Sciaridae.